This is a messenger RNA of Eriocheir sinensis (Chinese mitten crab), 943 nucleotides long. Its product is annotated as ankyrin repeat and protein kinase domain-containing protein 1-like. Lineage: Eukaryota; Metazoa; Arthropoda; Malacostraca; Decapoda; Varunidae. Bases 14 to 943 code for a protein of 309 amino acids. The record is from RefSeq and is a predicted model, not a curated record. Gene Ontology annotation, molecular function: protein binding. The transcript is spliced from 5 exons.
GGUGACCUUCCCCAUGAAAAGUGGUGUGUCGUAUUGCCUUGUGGGCAUUGCUUCCCGCCAUGGCCAGGCCCACCUCCUGCCCUGCCUGCUGGGGGCGGGGCUCAGGGUGGAGGGCAGCGGCACCGACGACAAAACACCACUGAUGGUGGCUGCCUUCAAUAACCACAAGACGACGGUAGAGAAGCUCCUCAGUCUUGGUGCCGACCCGCUGGCUGUUGACAAAGGAGGAUGGACGGCCCUCCACUGGGCUGCAUUAUUUGGUAAAGCUGAGUGUGUGUCUACCCUCAUCCCGGUCACGCCGCCCACCCCCGAGCUGCUGCAGGCCGCCGACGGACACACCCCGGUGCACCUCGCCAGCUUUUAUGGCCACGAGGCUGUGCUGAAGGCCCUGGAGAGGGCUGGCUGGCCUCUUUACGCAAUGGACGGCGAUAGCCUGACACCCCUGCACUGGGCUGUGAAGGCAAGGCGUCUGGACGUGGUCAGGUACCUGCUGGAUAAGGACGCGGCGCCCCGUACGGGAUCCGAUGAUGACCUCACGCCGCUGGACUUGGCUAAGAGGAAGGGUAAAGACUUAGCAGCGAGGUGGCUGGCGAGGAGGAGCGGCGUGGUGCACGGGGACGCCGCCCACAGCCUGCUGCCUGAGGUCACGUCCAGUGCCGGGGUGAACGCUGCAGCAGGUGACGACACGCUGCGGCCAGAGGACGUGAGGAAACUGCUUGGCUUCAGAGAAUGGCUGAUUGACUUCUGGAACAACAUCAACAGGAAGGACGAGAUGGCACUGUCCCCCGUCAGCUUUCUGUUCGGCGACAGUCUCGGUCACAAGAGCGAGGGCGUACGUGGUUCCCCUGCCUGGGCGGAGCCCAAACUAUACGAAGAUGAUGACCUUGCCCGUGAGAGUGGUGAUCUCCACCGCGAGGGCGUCAGAAAUGAGGUCAUCAAGUAA